Molecule: messenger RNA, 1490 nt
Organism: Nomia melanderi (Alkali bee)
Lineage: Eukaryota; Metazoa; Arthropoda; Insecta; Hymenoptera; Halictidae
Product: F-box/WD repeat-containing protein 9
Molecular function (GO): protein binding
Source: RefSeq, a predicted model, not a curated record
CCCUGCUACUUGGGAGUUGGUCCUCAAGUGCGCUAAACGGAGAUCGUAAGUGAGUCAUGUGCCCAUGCAAGGCCGCAUCGCGCACGAGGACCAAAACAGUAAAUAAUAACGUCAGUAAAAAAACAACAGUGAUCUCUUAUCAUUCUUACUGCACGUUGAAUCAUCGUAUCGCUUAAGUGUAAAUUGAAUGAUAUUGUUUAAAAGUAUAACAUUCGAUAUUGGCCAUCCUCGAUUAAAAUGUGUGAUGAAGGACAAAGUUGUGAUCAAGUUGAAGAUGAUCAAACUGACUUUCGAUUGUCUUUAUUGGAUCUUCCAAUCGAGAUAUUUCUCCAUAUCUGCUCCUUCCUAGAUGCAUCUACCUUAGUACAUGGUUUGAGCUUAGUUUGUAAACAAUUUAAUGAUGUUUUAAAGGACGACUCACUAUGGAAAGUGAGAAUUAGCCACAUGUGUCCAUAUACGGAUUACCCAAUUUUGUCUCCUGAUGAAGAUAAUGAACUGUUUUGGAAGUUAUCCUGUGUCGCAUUGGAAAAACAAACUUCAUUAUGGAGGAAAGAAGAUUCCAUAGAAAAACUGUCUCUUAGCAAUGUACAGUAUAGUACUAUUGAUGGUUUGCUAUUAAUGCAGAAUGGAAGUAUUUGUAUAUCUGGAGCAAGAGAUCGAUCUUUAGUAUGUUGGAAGCUUCCUGGAGAAGGCAGUGAAAAAGAAAAUGUUACACGGGUAGACUUAGCUCACGAUGGAUGGAUUUGGGACUUAACAUCAAUAGAUAAUAUAGUUUACAGUUGCGGUUGGGACCAAAGUGUUAAAGCGUGGAGACUUACAAACACUGGUCUUGUCAAGUUCAUGACUUAUGACAUGAUCGUCACUGGCGCCCUAUUGUGUAUCACAUCGUGCCCGGAUUUAGACCUCUUCGCUACAGGAUCAUCUUGUAAAAGUGUAUUAGUAUACGACGCAAGAAGGGGUUACAGCCCGAUUGCAAGGUACGAACCGCAUAAAAUGGCUGUUGUUACAUUGGCCAUGAACUCCCAGUUUAUUCUAUCUGCCAGUGAAGACAAGACAGUAUCUGUAUGGGAUCAAAGAGCAAGAAAGACUAUAAACAACAUUACUAUUUCGCACACAAGAUUCCCCAUGCGUAUAUUUAUGCAAAAAGACAUAGUUUAUGUAGGAGACAAUAGGUCAUAUUUGCACAUACUGGAUCCAAAAAAAGAUUUUAAAGUGGUGAAGUGGUACCCCACUGGACAUAGAAAAGCUAUUAGUGGUGUACAUGUUGCACCAGGAUGUUUGAUCACCAGUUCCACGGAUGGGACAGUUAGAAUCGCUACUCCCACAGAUCCUCCGCGACACCUUGUUACUUUAGACUCUAACUAUGGCGAAAUAGCUAGUAUUGAUUAUUCAAAUGAAGUACUGGCUGUUUCUGGUACAGAGGGAAUUGAAAUUUGGAGACCCAAAUAAAUUUUGAUAAACAACUGCUAAAAUGUCAAUAACAAAUUACU